This is a messenger RNA of Pelobates fuscus (common spadefoot toad), 2418 nucleotides long. It is a transcript of the gene SASH3, whose product is annotated as SAM and SH3 domain containing 3. NCBI's taxonomy places the organism in Eukaryota, Metazoa, Chordata, Amphibia, Anura, Pelobatidae. Gene Ontology annotation, cellular component: cytoplasm; nucleus. Gene Ontology annotation, biological process: positive regulation of B cell proliferation; positive regulation of adaptive immune response; positive regulation of immunoglobulin production. Gene Ontology annotation, molecular function: protein binding. The record is from RefSeq and is a predicted model, not a curated record. The coding region runs from base 138 to 1322 and encodes 394 amino acids. The transcript has 8 exons.
UGCACUUAUGGGUGGUCACAUGACUUGACUUCCUGUAAGAUUUCAGAUGUUUCUUUGAACAUUAAGCAGAAACUUCAUUCCAGUUAACGGCUUCUACAUGUAUCCUUUGUAUUAAACAUUUAAGAAUAUUUUACAAAAUGUUGCGUCGGAAGCCCUCCAAUGCAUCAGACAAAGACCCUACACAGAAAAAGAAGUUGUCUCUACAACGUUCUAGUAGCUUUAAGGAUUUCGGAAAAUCAAAGCCAAGUUCACCCAUUGUGACGGACAAGGAGUUCAACUUGGAGAAUGACAUUCCAGAGGAUGAUGCUGGGGUUGGAACUCAGGGAUCAGAAGACACUAAACACAGUGGAGGCAAGCUAAGUAAGAAAUGGAGAGCUGUCAUUUCCCGAACCAUGAAUAGGAAAAUGGGAAAAAACGUUAUGAAAGCAAUGGCUGAUGAAAUAAUGGAUCAACAUGAUCCUUCAUCUCCAAUAUCUCUGGAUGGAAGUGUGGAUGGGAAUCUGGGCAGAAAACUGUCAGAUACUGAAGAGGAUCUACAUACGCCUCUUAGCAGGCAAGCCUCUAGUGGCAGUGAGGUAUGGAGCCCAUCUUAUAUGUCAAACAACAGAGACAGUAUGAAUGUAGAAAACAUGUCACCUCCGUAUACUGGACCAUUCUGCGGGAAAGCGAAGGUCCACACAGACUUUAUUCCAAGUCCUUAUGAAAGAGACUCACUCAAACUUUGUAAAGGAGACCUUAUCCACAUCAUUGAAAAGCCCCCUGUGGGUACUUGGACAGGAAUGCUAAACAAUAAGGUUGGAUCUUUUAAGUUUAUCUACGUAGACAUUCUACCUGAAGAGACAGAGCCACCCAAAAAACAUAGGACACACGGAAGAAGCAAACGAUUGAAGCCAAAAUCUUUGCAGGAGCUUCUGGAACGUAUCAACAUGCAGGAACACAUCCCAACUCUCAUGUUAAAUGGUUACCAGACAACAGAAGACUUUAAGGACCUAAAGGAAAAUCACCUGAUUGAGUUGAACAUCACAGAUCCACAAGACAGGGUGAAACUUCUUACUGCUGCGGAAUUCCUGUUGGACUAUGAUACUGGCAGUGAAUCGGAAGAUUUGACAGAGCAGUGUUCUUUGAACCAAAUCUUUCAUAUUCCUCGAGAUUCUGGCUGCUACGAAGGCCCAGAUAAUCUUGACAACAGUCGAGAUGAGACGGAUUUAGGAAACAUAGAGGAGAACUUGCAGAAAUUAUCAAUGGAUGAAUCUAAUGUCAAAAAACAUACAGAGAUUGAGAAACCUUUAACAGUUGAUGAAAUGUCAUCUAGCAUUAGCUAAUGGUCAAGAUCUUGUUCCACUGUCACCAAUAACAUUCAUGGACAUGGUCAUCUAAAGAUCAAAGAUCCACCAAGCCUAUUAUGGAUACAGAAACGUGAGCAGUCAUUCAAGGUGCCUCCUUCAUUGGCACACUUUGGAAUUUAAGUUUUUGAUAUUCAUAUUUACACCGGAAACAUUUCUUCUUUAUUAGUGAAAAUGUUAGAGAAAAAAAAUAACAAACAGUAUUUUCUAAAAACGACAGAUAAAAAAAUUCCGGACUUGUUCAGUCAUUUUCCCUAUAUGUUUUGUAAUGUAUCUAUUUUGCAUUUGUGUAUUUUGUUUUAUAUUUGUUAUUGGUUAUGGUAUUCAAACAAGCAUGGACUGCCACUCAAAAUCAUUGACCCUAAAACAGGGGUUUACCCGCAAUCUCUUUAUUUUUUUGUAAAAGAAAUCAAGUUUCAUUCUGGUUAUGUUUGACUAAGGCAAUACCAUUGCCUAUUUAUUGAAAAUUUAUUUUUAAAGACUGUAUGCUGCCGCAAUGAAAUAAGUCCUUAAAUAACAUAUCAAGUGAGCUACAGUCUUCAUAAAAGCAUCCCUGACUAAAUAAGUUUAAAGCAGCAGGAUUGAGAAUUAGUUGGUUAAAAGUACAUGCAGAGUAAUUUAGACAGCUGCCUGAUAGAAUUUUGAGAAGGUUAAUAUUUUCUGAUCUUUCUGAAAGUCACCAAGUUAAAAUUAAAGUCUUCUUAACAAUGGGGAAUGUGGGAAUUUGUGGGACCUGGCACACUGAAAAAAACAUUAUUUGGAUAUUUGGAUCUGCGCAGCUCAUUUCCUAUGGUUAACAGUAACCAUUAUUAAGACCUUAUUUAAAAUUACAAUAAACAGAGUGAAUGAGUAUCAGAACCCAAUAUUCCCUUUAUUUUCUAAAAUAAAGCACGUCCCAUAUGCAACAGGUGUAUUCUAUUGAUACUGUAUGCAGGGAAUAACCAUACAAACACCCCAAAUGAAUAGGGGUUGUUGUAAACCUUUGAAACGUUUCAGGAUCAAAUCAUCUAAGCAUCAUUUAACAUUGGCUUUGAUUAAAAUCUUUUGGAUAAACCUUUCAAAAGAUCAGAUUGUG